CAAGCCGCCAAAUUACAAGUUGGAAAUAUGGCCGUUGGGUUCGAACCCUCCAAAGUAAGAGGCCCCCUAUCCUCACUCUCCAUUGACAAGUUGCUCAAAUCCAAGAAAAACUUCCCAAGAACCCCACCAAGGCUCUGGCUCGAUGGCCAAGACGAUCCUAUCGAGACAGACAAUCAAGGCCUCCCCAUCUUGAAGCUAUGCCAUCCCAUCUUGCACGCCUUGGAAUCAUGCACUAACAUUAGGCAGUUCAAGCAUGUCCACACCCAGCUUGUUGUCUCUGGUCUCUUUCAACACUCUCUUGCGGCUAGCCGAGUCGUAAAGAAGCUUUGCUCUUCUUCGGUUAUGUUUCCACAUGCUGUUUACGUAUUCGAUUGCCUCGAGGAACCCGAUGCUUUUAUGUGCAAUACUAUCAUGAGAAGCUACGUAAAUUUCAAUGACCCAUUUGGUGCUUUAAGGUUUUACCAUGAGAGGAUGGUUGGGAAGUGGAUCAUGCCGAAUCAUUAUACUUAUCCGCUUUUGGUGAAGGUGUGUGUGGAAAUUGGGUCGGUGAGAGAAGGAGAAAAGGCUCAUGCCCAGGUGGUGAAACUCGGGAUAGAAUCUGAUUUAUUUGUGCAGAACUCAUUGAUUCAUAUGUACUCGGUUUGUGGAAGGAUAGGGGACGCUCGGAUGAUGUUUGAUACGGGGCCUGAAUUAGAUUUGGUGAGUUGGAAUACGAUGAUUGAUGGGUAUGUGAAGAAUGGAGAGGUUGGUGUUGCACGUGAACUUUUUGACGAGAUGUACGAGAGAGAUCUUUUUAGUUGGAAUUCUAUGAUUACUGGUUAUGUGGGCACUGGAGAUAUGGAGGCGGCAAAAGGGUUGUUUGAGAGAAUGACUUGUAGAGAUGUUGUAUCGUGGAAUUGUAUGAUUGAUGGGUAUGCAAGGAUUGGAAAUGUUUUGGUGGCUCGGGAGUUUUUUGAUAGGAUGCCUUUGCAAAAUGUGGUUUCUUGGAAUACGAUGUUGGCUCUUUAUGUGCGGUAUAAGCAUUACGGUGAAUGUUUAACAUUGUUUGAUAGGAUGAUUGAUGGAGGAGAUGUUAGACCAAAUGAGGCUACUCUUGUGAGUGUCCUGACUGCGUGUGCAGACUUGGGAAGGCUUGAUCAAGGCAGUUGGGUUCAUUCUUAUUUAAAACAUAAUAGGAUUAAAUCUGAUGUGUUACUUUCAACAGCUCUUCUGACAAUGUAUGCAAAGUGUGGGGUUGUGGGCUUGGCUAGGGAUGUUUUUGACGAGAUGCCCAACAGAACUGUUGUGUCAUGGAAUGCAAUGAUCAUGGGAUAUGGUAUGAAUGGGAAUGCAGAAAAAGCUCUAGAAAUGUUCAUGCAUAUGCAGAAAAGAGGGCCGACGCCGAAUGAUUCUACCUUCAUAUGUGUCUUAUCAGCAUGUACCCAUGCAGGAAUGGUUUUUGAGGGUUGGUGGUGCUUUGAUCUAAUGAGUCGGGUUUACAAAAUUGAACCAAAGGUGGAGCACUAUGGUUGCAUGGUUGAUCUCCUUGCUCGGGCUGGUUUGAUGAAAGAUUCAGAGAAGCUUAUAAGUAACAUGCCAAUGGAGUCGGGACCUGUCUUAAGGGGAGCUCUACUGUCUGCCUGUAGUACACAUUCUAAUUCAGAGCUUGGAGAGAUUGUGGCAAAACGGUUGAUUGAGUUGGAACCUGGGGAUCUUGGGCCCUAUGUGUUGUUAUCAAAUAUAUAUGCUGCAGAAGGGAGAUGGGGUGACGUCGAGCAUGUGAGAAAGAUGAAGAAGGAAAAUGGAUUACAAAAAGAAUCUGGUUCUAGCCUGGUUCACCUUCAUGAGUUUAAAUUUGAAUCUUUUGCAGAACAAGGUUCAGUCCAUAGGAGAAGCAUGUUGUACUCAAUGUUGAGUGAGAUGGGAGCUCAUGUGAAACUGUCUUGUACAGAUUCUAAUAUGGUGUGACAUUGGGAGCUAAAUGAAGACAAGACACCAUUUAUUCAAGUGGACACGUCCUAAUGUGACGAAACUAUCCGCAAAGGAACUAUCAUGUACAGCUUAAAAAAAUUAAGACUCUGAAAGGAAAAGAGUAUCUUGGGAAAUCAAUGGACCGACGAGUAGGUCUAUACAGAAACUAUUGCCUUAUAUAGGACAUGGUUAAGUGAUUGGAUUGUCUUGUUGCAUAUCAUUGGCGAUAAUUAAGGAAAUUGUGAGUACAUUUUUCAGCUUCAUUUUUACUUUUUGGAUCCAUAAUAUGUAACUGCAUCAGUAUUGUAUUUUUUCGUUUAAUUAUGGCAAUAUAU
This is a messenger RNA of Juglans regia (Persian walnut), 2285 nucleotides long. RefSeq names its product pentatricopeptide repeat-containing protein At3g29230-like. Lineage: Eukaryota; Viridiplantae; Streptophyta; Magnoliopsida; Fagales; Juglandaceae. Gene Ontology annotation, molecular function: protein binding; RNA binding. Bases 28 to 1947 code for a protein of 639 amino acids. The record is from RefSeq and is a predicted model, not a curated record. Gene Ontology annotation, biological process: RNA modification. The transcript has a single exon.